GGAGGAAAAUCUUUCAUCAAAAAGACAGCGCCUUGAGACUUUGAGAGCCGGGCAAUGCAACGCAUUAUUAUUAAUUAUUAUUACUUGAGCUUGAGGCAAGAAUCAAGAUUCUAUGUUCACAGAGGAUUUUGUGCAGAUCUUGUCUACAAUUUCCAAGCGUAUCCAUCCUUCUUACUCCAUGAAUUGCUGUGACAGAAAAGAUGGAGGGCAGAAGUAUGGUUUUGAGACAACUGAGUUCAGCCGUGCUCUUCUAUACUUUCUUCUACAUGAACCAGUUAAACUUAGUCCCCACUCCCAUGGCUGGUGCUGUCAGUGUCACAAAUGAGACAGAUUAUCAAGCUCUUCUGGAAAUCAAGAAAGCAAUAUGGACUGACCCAUUUGGGGUUUUCAACUCAUGGAAUGCUUCUAUUCAUUUCUGCAACUGGGCAGGACUAUUUAUUUCCACUAACCAUCUGGAAGGAAGCAUUCCGGCUGAACUUGGACACAUCAGGCUAGAAAUGCUUCAGCUGUCUUUGAACAGACUUUCUGGUGAAAUUCCUUUCUCACUUUACAAUAUUACAUCUAUUUCAUUAUUUUCUGUUGCUUUUAACCAAUUAAGGGGGCAGCUACCAUCUGAUAUAGGCUUGACCCUGCCAAAACUGGAGGGUUUUUUUGCUGGAGGUAACCAAUUAUCAGGUCCAAUUCCAGCAUCACUAGCCAAUGCUUCUGGGCUUAUUCAGAUUGACAUCUCACAAAAUGCUAUCACUGGUCCUUUACCACUGAAUCUGGGGAACCUGGAGCAGCUGCCACUAUUACAUUUUGGUGGUAACCCUGUAGGUACAGGGAAGGGAGAUGUAGACUUUAUCUCUUCUCUGAGUAAUUGCAGUAGUUUGAGGAUAUUGUGGUUGCCUCAAGACCAACUUAAGGGAGUAUUGCCUGGGUCCAUCGCAAAUCUUUCUAGCAAUCUGCUAUUGUUCAGACUGGAUGGUAACUAUCUUUCAGGAAAUAUACCUCAAGGGAUUGAGAACCUUGUCAAUUUAGAGCUUCUGGCAUUGUAUUCCAAUGAGAUCACAGGCAGCAUUCCUGACUCAAUUGGGCAGCUUUCCAGGUUGCAAGUAUUCAUCAUGGCAGACAAUAAAUUCUCUGGAAAAAUUCCUUCCUCGAUUGGCAACAUGACACUACUAAGUCGUCUGAUUUUAGAAGCAAACAUGCUAGAGCAAGCCAUCCCGUCUUCCGUAGGUAAUUGCACAGUUCUGCAGGAACUGAUCCUUUCAACCAACCGCCUCGUUGGUAAGAUACCUGAAGGGGUGAUUGGCCUCUCUUCACUUUCACUUGGACUCGGGUUGGCUCGAAACAACUUGACAGGACCAUUACCUCCUCAAGUGGGCAAUUUGGAAAAUCUCAUAUUAUUGGACAUUUCAGAAAGCAAAUUAUCUGGAGAGAUUCCAAACACUCUUGGAAGGUGUUUACAGCUACAAUCCCUUAACCUGGCAGGCUGGCAGGUAAUUUUUUCCUUGGAAAAAUACCUCCAUCCUUUGAAAACUUAAAAAGUAUUCGGAACUUAAAUCUUUCACGAAAUAAUUUAUCAGGCCAGAUUCCAAGUUUUUUGGGUGAGUUGGAUUAUGCUUUAUACAUCAACCUUUCCUUUAACAAUUUUGAGGGUGAAGUUCCAACUGUAGGAGUUUUCACAAACACGAGUGCAUUUUCAGUUACUGGAAAUACUAAGCUCUGUGGGGGAGUUAGGUCACUUAAUUUGCCUGCAUGUCCUACAAAAGCUUCGAAGAACCAUGGAAAGCGCAGGGUAAUUAUUUUUGCUCUCGUUGCUUCUGCUGCUGCUGUUGUUUGCUUGUCUGCUUGUUUUUAUGCUAUUUUUUAUCGAACCGGAAGGUCCAAGAAGGAAACUUGUUCAGCCUCACCAUUGGAAGAGCAGUAUCUAAAGCUCUCCUAUGCAGAGCUUCUUGAGGCAACUGAUGGGUUCUCUUCAGUGAAUCUGGUUGGUGAGGGAAACCUUGGUUCUGUUUAUAAAGGGAUUCUCAAAAUCACUAACAAUGUAAAAACCAUUGCUGUGAAGGUCCUUAAACUUCAAAAACUGGGAGCAGAAAGAAGUUUCUUGACUGAAUGUGAAGCUUUGAGGAACAUGAGGCACAGGAAUUUGGUGAAAAUUAUUACGUCUUGUUCAAUCAUAGAUUUCAAAGGGAAUGAAUUCAAGGCAUUGGUCUUUGAGUUCAUGCCAAAUGGAAAUCUGGACAGUUGGUUACACCCAAGUCAUACUGAUUUCAACGAAGGAGCAAAGAACUUAACCUUCAUUCAGAGGCUGAACAUAGCCAUAGAUGUUG
This is a messenger RNA of Rubroshorea leprosula, 2315 nucleotides long. The record is from the annotation of a GenBank genome assembly. Lineage: Eukaryota; Viridiplantae; Streptophyta; Magnoliopsida; Malvales; Dipterocarpaceae.